Molecule: messenger RNA, 1827 nt
Organism: Camelina sativa (false flax)
Lineage: Eukaryota; Viridiplantae; Streptophyta; Magnoliopsida; Brassicales; Brassicaceae
Product: FHA domain-containing protein At4g14490-like
Molecular function (GO): protein binding
Source: RefSeq, a predicted model, not a curated record
UUUUGUAGUAAUAUUGAUUCAAACUCGUUUCAUCGUACAACGGGUUAAAUAUUAGUUAUUUUUAUUAGUUGAAAAACCAAGAAUAUCAAACCGAAUUUAAACCGAAAGUGAGAUUGAACAUCAUUACCGGAGUUUGAAAUGAUGAUGGUUCCAUCCUUUUUCAAAAUUGAGUUAGCAGUUAGCACAGGGGCGUGCGAACAAAUCUCACACGUGCUAAAGUCGCUUAACCCAAAAUUCAAAUUGCCAUUCGGGACUCAAGUCAAGCUUCAAGCGCAACGGUUCGAUUCGAUUACAGUGAACAAUGGUAAGACCGUCGCUGAGAUUAGCAAUUAUCAAGGGUCCAAGAGAAGGCGAUACUCUAGAGUACAAACCCGGGUCUACAAUCCGUAUCGGUCGAAUCGUUCGUGGUAACGAAAUCGCAAUCAAAGACGCCGGAAUCUCCACCAAGCACCUCCGGAUCGCAGAAUCGGUUUCUGGGACUUGGGUAAUCGAAGAUCUUGGAUCUUCCAACGGUACUAUAUUAAACUCGAAUGCUCUCGAUUCUGAGACGCCGAUAGAUCUACGAGACGGCGAUGUUAUCAAACUCGGUGAGUAUACAUCUAUUGUUGUGAACUUUGUGAUUGAUGAUGAUGAUGUUCAGAAGGAGCAGAAGAAGAAGCUUCCGCCUCGACCAAGGAGGAACAAUAAGCGUCAGGGUAAUGCGGGGAAGCGAAUUAGGGUUUCCGAAAGUAAUGAUUUUGGGGAUGUGUCUGAUGAAGAAAAGGGUUUUGAUGUGGGGAAUGUGAAUAAGCCGAGUUCUAGGGUUAGGAAAGUUAGAAAAAUCGAGAAUUCUGAGAAAUUAGGGGUUUCUGCUGGAUUAGAAGAAGUUGAAGAUUCAAUUAAAGUUGAAAUUGAGGAUUGUGCAAUGGGAGAGGAAGUUUUAGGGAGUGUAAUCAAGAAGAGAGUGAACAGUAAGGCUGCAAGGAGCAAGAACAUUGGAGUUGUAGAAAAGGAAGAGACUUUGAAGGAGAAGAGGAUUACGAGAAGCAAGAAGAUUGAUAUUGUUGGGGAUUCUUAUUUGGAAUUGGAGAUGGUUUUAAAACGAGCCAGAAAGAGUUGUGGGAAGAAGAAGAAGACAGCAGAGCAGAAGAGCUUUGAAGGUGAGGAGGAUACUGAUGUUGGAGUGCAGGGUUUAAGGUGUCCUGUUGAAGAAGAUUUGAAGAAUGAGCGUGGUACAGUGGUGGAGGUGGAUUUUAGAAAGAUGACAUUAGGAGCAUUGUUUAGUUUUCUGGAGGGUCAUCUGUCAAAAGAGAUAAAUCAAGAGACAGAAAGUAUGAUUGAGCCCAUGCGAAGUAAAACUCAGAGAGUUCGCGAGUUUAUUUCAGAGCAGAGACAAGUUCAGGCUAAAGCGUGUGUGUGUUGAAUUGGAAGAGUGUGCAACUGAUAUGUUGCACACCGAGCUCCACCUCAUGGAAUAAGAAACACAUACCGACAGAUGCCAAGAAGGCUGACGUCUUUGCUCUAUUCUCUCUUUCCUUCUAAUGUGGUCAACGGCAAAAGCAAGUCCUUCAGAAGUGCCACGAAAAAUAUCUUUAAUUGGGUCUAGAUAUCUAAAUAUCUGACCGUAGCUUUAAAUUUCUGUGAUAUGAUGAAAGAUAUAUUGAUAGCUCCAUUUUGUUUUUGUCUCUUACCCGAGCCUGUGGUGUUUUUGUUGUCACGGGAAUGCUCAUAUGUUACAUCAAGCUACCGUGCAAUCACACACCCUUCUUCAUUAACUCAUUAAGUAUUCUUGUUACCAUGGAGUGACUUAUUUCAUUGAUGCUAUAAUGUUAAUCUCUGCUUUGUUUC